ACUGGCCUACAUAUCAUUGCCCAAUUCCCUUCUUCAAAACGGCAUUCUUCUCUCUCUGCUUUAUCUCUUUCUCUCUCUCUCAGUUAGCUUUUCAGUAGGCUUUGUUCUCACUGUCUUUUUAGUAUUUUGCUCUUAAGAGUUAAGAGCACUCUGAUCGUUCUUUUCUUCCUCAUUCAGUUCUUUAUCUGUGUCAUUGAGUUUGGUGGGGGGUUUGAGUGUGUAAAAAUGGAGAGGAAGCAGGGUUUCUUUUCGGCGCUGAAGGAGGAGGUUGUCAGAGGGUUGUCGCCGGGGAGGUCAAGGGCGAAGAGUCCGGCGAGAAGUGGGUCACCCAUGUCGAGCUUGCUUCGGCGGAGGAGGAAGGGCCACCACAAUGCGCAGCCGGAGACGUUGAUUCCGAGAUCCGGGAGCUUGAGGCCGCUGGAGGCCUUGUCGCCGUUGAAGGAAGGUCCAGACGGCACGGACGGCGAGGAUUCAAGGAUGGAAGGAAGAUGGGGACAGUGGAUGAAGAUGGGCCAGCUCUCAAGGGCGCCUUCCGUCUCGUGCUCUGCCUAUAAACGCUCGGAUCUGAGGCUGUUGCUUGGAGUCUUGGGUGCGCCUCUCGCACCCGUGCACGUUAGCUCCGCCGAUCCUUUCCCUCACCUUAGCAUCAAAGACACUCCAAUCGAAAGUUCGUCUGCUCAGUACAUAUUGCAGCAGUACACUGCAGCUUCUGGAGGGCAAAAACUUCAAAACACCAUCCACAAUGCUUAUGCCAUGGGGAAGGUGAGGAUGAUAGCUUCUGAGUUUGAGACGGCCAACAGGGUCAUAAGGAACCGGAACUCAUCCAAAGCUGCAGAAUCGGGUGGGUUUGUCCUGUGGCAGAUGAAUCCAGACAUGUGGUAUGUAGAGCUUGCACUUGGUGGCAGCAAGGUUCAUGCCGGUUGCAAUGGGAAGCUUGUCUGGAGGCACACACCUUGGCUUGGUGCACAUGCUGCAAAAGGGCCUGUUAGACCGUUGCGCAGAGCUCUACAGGGACUUGACCCUAGAACCACUGCAAGCAUGUUUACCAAUGCAAGAUGCAUUGGAGAGAAGAAUAUCAAUGGAGAAGAUUGUUUCAUCCUCAAGCUCUGUGCAGAUCCUGUGACACUGAAAGCCAGGAGCGAAGGCCCGGCAGAGAUCAUAAGGCACGUCUUGUUUGGCUACUUCAGUCAGAAAACAGGGCUCCUAGUGCACUUGGAAGAUUCCCAUUUGACCCGCAUUCAGAAUAAUGGAGGCGAUGCUGUGUAUUGGGAGACUACAAUCAAUUCAUUCCUUGAUGAUUACAGGCCCGUUGAGGGAGUCAUGAUCGCUCACUCCGGUCGUUCAGUAGUGACCCUUUUCAGGUUUGGAGAAACAGCAAUGAGCCACACAAAAACCAGGAUGGAAGAAGCAUGGACAAUAGAGGAAGUGGCUUUCAAUGUUCCAGGGCUUUCAAUAGACUGUUUCAUUCCUCCUGCUGAAGUAAGAUUUGCUUCUGUGAGUGAAGCCUGUGAGCUUCCUCAAGGUGAGAGGGUAAACACUGCUAUGGCAGCAGCAGCAUAUCGUGCAAAAGUUGCAGCACUUGAGAUUUCUCACAACGGCAACGAUAAUAGUGGCAUUUGAUAAACCUUUAUGAAAGGGGAAGCUUCGGUUGUUAGCAGAUUUUUCACAUUACUAGCUCGGUGUCUAGUUUCAACUGACUAAAAAAUUAGAAGAUAGUUGGGUAAGGUAGUAGCUGGGUUGUUUGUGCAUUCUCGGCGUGGGAGAAGUGCCCCUUCAAAUUUGUAAAUACUGCACAAUCAUUCACAGUUUCCUGAGUGACUUUUUAGUCUCGCAGUGGAGAAUCAGAUUCUGGAGUCGAGGGUUUUUGGUGGAUGUUUGAGCAAACAGAGGUUUGUUUUCCCAUUUACUUUCAACAGAUGUCCGGAAAACAGGAAAUCUAAGGAACAUUUUCUCA
Messenger RNA from Juglans regia (Persian walnut), 1954 nucleotides. RefSeq lists its product as uncharacterized. NCBI's taxonomy places the organism in Eukaryota, Viridiplantae, Streptophyta, Magnoliopsida, Fagales, Juglandaceae. The coding region runs from base 226 to 1620 and encodes 464 amino acids. The transcript is spliced from 3 exons. The record is from RefSeq and is a predicted model, not a curated record.